UCGUUUCCAAGAACGCCACGCAGUACCGCGGCAGCUCACAGCACGACGCCCAGGAGUUCCUGCUCUGGCUGCUGGACCGCGUCCACGAGGACCUGCACAACAGCAUGAAGAACAACGGCCGGCCCUUGCUGAAGCCGCCGCUGGAGGAGGAUGUCUUGCUCGAUGGGUCGGCGUUUUCGAUAAACAGCACUUUUGUCCAGGAGCUCUUUCAGGCCCAGUACAGGUCCUCCCUGACGUGUCCUCAUUGCCAGAAGCAGAGCAACACCUUUGAUCCGUUCCUGUGCAUCUCGCUGCCGAUCCCCCUGCCUCACACACGGCCGCUGUACGUCACGGUGGUGUACCGAGGGAAGUGCUCGCACUGCAUGCGCAUUGGGGUGGCCGUGCCUCUGUCGGGAACCGUGGCCAGGCUGAGAGAGGCCGUGGCCCGGGAAACAAAAAUUCCUACAAAACAGAUUGUGCUCACAGAGAUGUACUAUGACGGGUUCCACCGCUCUUUCUCUGACUUGGAUGACCUCGACACAGUGCAAGAGAGUGACUCCAUCUUUGCCUUCGAGACGCCGGACGUCUUCUGGCCUGAGGGGAGCUUGAGCCAGCGGGGGGUCCUGGCAAAUGCUAAUCUGAAUCAGUUGAAGUAUGGGGUCGACCCCCACAGGGCGCCUCCUCACCCCCCGGGGAGGCUGGAGAGCGCCACCUGCAGGGCAGCGGCAGGAGCGGGCGACAAGAUCGUGGUGCUGGUGUGCAACCGAGCCUGCACGGGGCAGCAGGGCAAGAGACUUGGCCACCCUUUCGUGUUGCACUUAGAGAAGGCAAUUCCUUGGGACCUGCUGCAGAAGGAGAUCUUGGAGAAGAUGAAAUGUUUUCUGCGACCCACGGCCUGUGUUCAGGUUUGCCCAUUCAGCCUGCGAGUAGUCAGUGCGGUGGGAAUAACGUACCUGUUACCUCAAGAGGAGCGGCCCCUCUGCCACUUGAUGGUGGAACGAGCCCUGAAGUCAUGUGGCCAAGGCGGGACCCCUCAUGUGAAGCUGGUCGUCGAGUGGGACAAGGAAACCAGGGAGUACCUGUUCAUCAGCGCAGAGGACGAGUACGUCCCGGACGCCGAGAGCGUCCGCCAGCAGAGGGAGCUGCACCACCAGCCUCAGUCCUGCACCCUCUCACAGUGCUUCCAGCUGUACACCAAGGAGGAGCAGCUGGCCCCGGACGACGCCUGGCGCUGCCCCCACUGCAAGCAGCUGCAGCAAGGAAGCAUCACACUCGGCCUCUGGACCUUGCCUGAUGUCCUCAUCAUCCACCUGAAGCGUUUCCGGCAGGAGGGAGACAGGAGGACAAAGCUGCAGAACAUGGUCCGCUUCCCGCUGAUGGGGCUGGACAUGACACCACAUGUCGUCAAGCGCAGCCAGAGCAGCUGGAGCCUGCCAUCGCACUGGUCCCCGUGGAGGCGCCCCUACGGCCUGGGGAGGGGCCCGGAGGACUUCAUCUACGACCUGUACGCCGUGUGCAACCACCACGGCACCAUGCAGGGCGGGCACUACACAGCCUACUGCAAGAACUCCGUCGACGGCCUCUGGUACUGCUUCGACGACAGUGACGUGCAGCAGCUGCCGGAAAACGAAGUGUGCAAGCAGACGGCGUACAUCCUCUUCUAUCAGAGGCGGACAGCCAUCCCUGCCUGGUCAGCGAACAGCUCUGUGGCAGGUUCCACGAGCUCCUCCCUCGGGGAGCACUGGGUGAGUCGGCUGCCGGGCAGCAGGCAGCCCAGCAUCGCCUCUGCGGCCUCCUCCAGGCGCACGUCACUGGCUUCUCUCUCAGAAUCGGUGGAGCUGAUGGGCGAAAGGAGCGAGGAUGACGGAGGUUUUUCCACCCGGCCCUUCGUGAGGAGCGUCCAGCGGCAGAGCCUGUCCUCGCGAUCCCCGGUGACCAGCCCAUUGGCCGUGGGCGAGAAUGGGAUGCGCCCCUCGUGGUCGCUGUCGGCCAAGCUGCAGAUCCGCUCGGGCUCGCCGUCUCGCUUUUCUGGGGACACGCCACCUUUCGGCUCAGCCGUGGCGUUGGAGCGGGUUGGGGGGCCAACCACUGGCAAGGGCUCCGCCUCCUGCUUUGGUGGCUUGAAUGGGCCUCCUGGGAGCACCCUGGAACCCGGGGUCAGCCGCCACCGCCACCAGGAGCCCCUGGCCACGGGCAGGGCUCCGCUGGCCACCAUGGAGGGAGCCUUCAGGGAUGAGAUGCUGGAGCAGAAAUCCAGCUCAUGCGCAGACUCCUGUGCCCAAACCAGCGGGCCGGCCGGCAGGAAGGGCCCCGCUUUGGACCCGUUUGACAACAACAAUCUCAUUGCUUUCGUCGAUCAGAGCGACUCGGUGGAGAGCUCCCCUGUCAAGGAAGGGGGCAGCUUUGGUGGGGCAGUGGUGCCCCCAGCAAAGGGGGGCAGCUCCCCACAGAAGGCCCUCCCCCCCGAGGACACCACCCAGACGGACAGAAGCCAGAGGAAGGGGAGGGCCCUCCUGUCUAGCCAGGAUUCACCGACAUCCCACCCUUCUGCGUCCUCGCCCCCUCCUCCUAAGAGCUUGCCAAAGGGGUCCCGAACCCAGAACAAGCAGGAUUCCGGCCGGCCAGGCAGGCGGCAUGGCUCCCCCGCCUCCGGGCAGCCCCGGAAAGGGGCCGGCCUGAAGGCACUGGACGCGGCUGGCGCCCUCCCUGCCCAGCAGAAGCAGCGGCCCGUCUCCGCCGCCGCUUCGUCCACUGCAGCAAGAAGAGACUCCUUGGGGUCCACCGCACGGGGGCAAGUUCCUGCGGCCGGCAAGAUGAGAACAGCCGACCGCGGCCUCAGCAGGGAGGGCUCCAAGCUGAGCCUGGGCUCUGACAAGGCGGGCCCUGGCUCUGGCUCUGGCUCGCGGACAAGCUCCCCGCGGCUGAGCCAGUCGCGGGGGGAGGGCAGGGCGCCGGAGGGCUCGCACGUGCGCAGCUCCUCCAUGGCCAGCCUCCGGUCGCCCCCCACGGGCCCCCGCUCCAGCCUGAAGCGGGACAGCAAGUCUGACGACAAAGGGCUCUCUUUCUUCAAGUCCGCCCUGCGCCAGAAGGAGACACGGCGGUCGGCCGACCUGGGCAAGACCACCCUGCUGUCCAAGAAGAUGGGGGGCAGCUCCUGCAAGGCAGCCGGCAAAAGCACGUCCCCGGAGAAGGGGGGCAGGAGUGGCACGCAGCUGCCCCCGGGCACCGGCCCUGCCGCGAAGGAGGCCGCCUCUCCCGCGAAGCACUCUCUGCUUGCGCACCGCAAGUCCCAGUCUUCCCAGCCGGAAGCCAGUCCCCAGGCGGCUGGCAGCGGCAGGCCGGGGGCCGGCAAGGCCCCGCGCCAGCUCCCCCCUGGCACACCCUCCUCCGCACGCGCCGCCUCCAAAUCCCAGUGAGCCGCUGCAGCCGGCCAAGCCGCGCCCCCGCCCCGCUUCUGGGCCAUGUGCCUGGCGCGCUUGAGGAACGCCGCUGCCCUUCGGGCGCCUGAACUCUGCCGUCAACCGAGUACCGGCAGGCUGCGGCAGUGGCGGCAGGCCGCUGGGUGGGCUGGGGGCCGCCAGAGGGCCUGCCUGCUCGCCCGCUGCCGCUCCCCAGCAGAGUCGCAGCCGUGCGGGAGCCUCGUUGGGGUGGGGCCGCUGCUCCUGGAGGGAACGACCCCGGAAGGCUGGUGUGCUGGCGUGCUGCAUCCAUGCCCCUGCUCGCCUUCCCUCUGCCUCGAGCAGCCCGGCUCCAUGAGCUGCAGAAGAGCUGCAGAGAGGUCCCCCGCCCCCCGCCCCAUCCCAGGCUUCUUAAAGGGCAAUAUCGCAACAUUAGUGUUGUUGUCUCUCAGGUAAAUGCUCGGCCGGUGUGGAGGAAACCGAGGGCUCUGGGAAGGGCCGCCCGUGCUCGCAGGGGCCAUGUGCGUGUCGCUCCUCCGUUCCAGCGGACUGCUUGUUUGUGUGCUUUGAAUGCCUGUCCCGCCUGGUUGCGUGUUCAUGCCAUAUUUUCCCUGCCCUUUGGGGUCCCUGGCCAAGAGCAGGGGGGCGGUCAGCAGCUGACGAGUCUGGAGAACUGGAGGGUGUCAUUCUGCCCGGGAAAGGGCGGGUGGGCAGCCGGGGCAUUUUCCGCUCCGCGUGGGAGAAGGAUGCCUGCCUGCCACGCAAGUGCACACGCCCCACUCUCCGCUGCGGGCCGCACCCCUGUUGCCAGGUUCCUUGCUGGGGGAGCGAGCCUCUGACCUUGGGGGGGGGGGGCUUGCUUGGUUCUGCUCUGUUGCGUGGGGCCUUCGCUCUCCUCAUCCUCACCCCCUUGCAGUGUUCCUGGCCGCUCGGCUGCCUCUGCCACGGCUCCGGUUGAGCCCCGCGAUGGCUCUCCUGCCCCGCUGCGCCCCUCGCCAUUUCUGCUGCCCCGGAGUCCCCUGAGCAGUUGGGCCUUACAGCAGCCCCUGCUCGUUGCCUUGCGGGCCUGCUGCCUCCGCGGCCCCCCUUCUCCUUUGCCUUGCUGCCACCGGAACGGGGGUGUGUCCCGGCAUCUCCGGCAAGCAGCUGCUUUGUCGUUCCAACUCUGAGCAGCAAGCGCGCUCCUUCCCUAGGCCAUGUUCCCAGGCGGAUGCAGGAGGACCACAUUUCUCUCAGUGUCCCCGCUUUAGCAUGUUUGGCAGUGGUGGCUCAGCCUCCCGCGUGGCCUGCGGCCUCUCGGCACACCGCCCUGAGCCCGCGACCAGCACCUGCUGGCUCAGCUGGAGCCACGCAGCCACGCAGCCCCUGCGGCCAAGGUACCCAUGUGUGCUCCUCCAAGCCCGUGAAGCAGGGAUGCAUUUUCCUCUGCUGAUCCCUGCAUGGCGUGGAAGGUGCCGCCAGCCCCUCUGUGCUGCUCGCAGGCUGCCUGCUGUAGAAGAACAUUGCUUUUCCUGCAACAAAAACGAGGCGUUUUCAUGUGCCCACCCCACAUGCAGCUCUUGAAACGGUGAGGACCAAAGGCGCUCUGCCCAGGGGAGGAACAGCCCGUUUUCUGGAAGCUGAGAGAGGUGUUUCUGCUGAGUGAAAGAAGAGUUUGGAUACAAGGCCUUGGAUGAUUAAAAGUGGAAAAUGUAAUAAAGUACAAUACAUUUAUUACAAGG
Messenger RNA from Varanus komodoensis (Komodo dragon), 5098 nucleotides. RefSeq names its product ubiquitin specific peptidase 31 (gene USP31). The coding region runs from base 105 to 3395 and encodes 1096 amino acids. Gene Ontology annotation, biological process: protein deubiquitination. The record is from RefSeq and is a predicted model, not a curated record. NCBI's taxonomy places the organism in Eukaryota, Metazoa, Chordata, Lepidosauria, Squamata, Varanidae. The transcript has 16 exons. Gene Ontology annotation, molecular function: cysteine-type deubiquitinase activity.